AGAUAAAAAAGCUAGACUAGCGAUUAAAGAUAGGAAUAAUUGUGGUAGAACCCUUAAUAAUAGGUCUAAUGUAAUGGAAAACUAUAGGAAAGAAAGAAAAGAGAUAUGUUUAGUUAUUUAG
Funneliformis mosseae is the source of this 121-nucleotide messenger RNA. Lineage: Eukaryota; Fungi; Glomeromycota; Glomeromycetes; Glomerales; Glomeraceae. The record is from the annotation of a GenBank genome assembly.